AUGGGCGACGGAGGACGCUGUGGAGUGGUAACUUUCCUCGGCAAGGAUAACCUGGGCCUCACCACUACGAAAACCAACCUUGGGCAGUGCGGGCCGGACGAAUAUUGCCUUGAUUCUUACUGUAAGAAGAAAAUACCUAGGGGUGGUCACUGCGAGGCAACAGAUCAUUGUUUUGCUUCGGACUAUUGUGCGCCAGACAACACCUGCCAACUUAAAUUAAAGAGGAACGGCACAUGUAGCAAAGAUUCUCAAUGCCAGGGCAAUAUUUGCGCCAAAGGGAUGUGCCAGAAUAGUGCCUGUGGAAGCAACGAAGACUGCAAGAAGGGGAAGAUUUGCGCCUACCCAACUGACAAUUGGCUCCCUACCGUUGAGAAAGCAAUUCGAACUUGCAGGUCUCGGGGCGAUGCCGUGUUUGGCCGCACCUGCAAGACGGACCAGAACUGCGAGUGGUGUCCCCUGGAAGGGAAAAUAGCAAGGACCAUGAAGCUAAGAAAAGAUCUGAAGAAGCUAUACAAAGCAUUGGGGAAAGCCAUCACUGAGGAAGAAGUGGAAAAGGCUCUGCCACUGCCGACGGGGCCACCAUGCAAGCGACAAAGGAAGUGUCAACUUGGUGUUUGCGUCGAGAAUAACUGGUUCAGAAAUGGCAAGGCCACCACGGGCUUCGUCUGCCGCAGCGACGAAGACUGCGCCUCUGGGAACUGCGAGGUCUCGACGCACAAGGACGGCAAGAUUACCUUGAGAUACUGCGGACGCCGCAAGACCUCGACAAGCCGUCGUUGA
Nannizzia gypsea CBS 118893 is the source of this 780-nucleotide messenger RNA. RefSeq lists its product as hypothetical. The record is from RefSeq and is a predicted model, not a curated record. NCBI's taxonomy places the organism in Eukaryota, Fungi, Ascomycota, Eurotiomycetes, Onygenales, Arthrodermataceae. Bases 1 to 780 code for a protein of 259 amino acids. The transcript has a single exon.